Molecule: messenger RNA, 1008 nt
Organism: Momordica charantia (bitter melon)
Lineage: Eukaryota; Viridiplantae; Streptophyta; Magnoliopsida; Cucurbitales; Cucurbitaceae
Source: RefSeq, a predicted model, not a curated record
AUGGUGAACUGCACGUUUCCAGAGGUGCUUGGAGCACGGGUUGUGGGCCGGGUUUCGGGUAGAGUUGCGGGCUCGCCUGUUAGCUCGCCAGCAUUGGGAAAGAGAAUGCAGAGGAACCAUAUCAUCUCCCCAUCAUCUCAGGCAGAUUCUGGUUCUGUUUUAAGGUCCAUUAGAGAUGAAAAACCUCUCCAUUAUACGUUACAAAUCCAACCCUUUUCGUUGCUCAAGACUGCACUUGCUACUUCCAGUCGUGACAGAUAUGAAUCCCCCAUCUUCAGUGUCGCCGGUUUUAAAUGGAAAUUAGCAGUCUAUCCCAGUGGAGAUGUGAAAAGAAAUGGGUCCAAUCAUAUAUCUCUCUAUUUGGUAACUGCUGAGGAUGACAUUCCUACUUUAGACCUCACUGUUGUGUUUACGAUUCUUGUUUAUGAUAAUCUCCGAGACAACUAUUUGGCAGUCCUAGAUGGGAAAGUAAGACGUUUUCAUGCAAUGAAGAAAGAGUGGGGGUUUGAAAAGUUGGUUUCACUUGAAACUUUCAACGACUCUUCAAAUGGGUUCUUAGUUGAUGAUUGUUGUGCAUUUGGAGUUGACAUUUUUGUAAUGAAAUGUGAUGGGAAAGGGGAGGCCCUUUCCUUGAUCAAGCAGCCCAAAAAUAACAAAUAUACUUGGAAAACCAACAACUUUUCACAACUAGAUGAGAAUAUGAAGAUGUCCUUAUAUCCCAAAGGAUCCCCCAAAGCGAGCCCGGACUAUUUGUCACUGUUCCUAAGAUGUGAGAGUUUGAAAGAACUUCCUCAAGGUUGUCGAGUGUAUGCUGAAUUUGAGAUAGCUGUGCUGAGUAAGUAUUGGUUCGAGUUUGGCGAUUUAGGUUUGGGUUUUCCGGAUUUCAUGUCUUUGAGAGAUCUCAAUGAAGUCACGAAGGGCUACAUUUGUGAUGACACUUUGAUUGUUGAAGUGAAGAUCAAUGUUGUGUCUACUUUGAAAGAGCUUUUCAAGAAGGAAAUUCAAUAA